GAAAGUUGUGGCUGGUGCAGUACCAGCUGCCUAGACCCGAGCACGGCUGCCGCUACUUUUGGUCUAUGUCCUGCUUUUGCAGGUUACAGCCGGCGGAUGUGAGCAAGGCCGCAAAACGGUCAUGGACCGAGAUGGGCAAGAAGAUCCUGGAGUCCGAGCAGCACUUUCUCUGGCCUCUGGGCAGCCAGGAGAAGUCGUCUUCGCCGGAUUCCAGGGUACACCAGGUGGCGGGCUCCACUCAGAUGAUGCUGCUGGUGCUGUUGAGUUCUGCUGUGUCAGGAAAGACAGAGGAGCAAAGAAUUUCCUCCAGAGAUUAUUUGCAUAAGCUGCUGAAAUUCCUGUCGCCUUGGGCAUGCACGGUGUCGGUAGAGGGAGUGGACUUCGACUUCGCCUUGGAUGCAGAUGCCCUGGUCGACCUUCGGGAACUGCUUGGGUCUCAGUCAUGGCGGCAAUGCCUGGCAGGCAAGAGGAGCCCUUUCAAGAAGCAGUUCAAGGAAGAGAAACAAAGACUGUGCGAUGUUCUGAUUAGCCUUCGCCUUGUCGAAAGGCACCAUGACCUGCUGCGGCAGAUCCUUCUUGCCAUUGCUGCUGGGGUCGAGAUCGCCCUCGACUUCCUGCCAGACGCUUUUAUGCAGGACAAUGAGAUCGACGAACAGCAAUUGGAACAGGGCCUGGGCUCAAAGACCUCGAGGGACAUGGCACAGAGAGUCCGCAACGUCAGGUUUCUGCGCGGCCAGGAGCAGAUGAAGGCCAAGGUGAAAGUGUUGGUGACGAGAAAGGACAGGCACAGGGAAAGGGCAUUAUACUGGCAGGCAGCCCGACGCCAUCUGCAAAGCGCCAAGCGGCUCGGCGUGGCCUUCGAUGCCAGUCGCGUCGGGGGGCGAAAGCGGACCACUUACAUCUUGCAGCACCUGACCUCUGGGCAAGCGGUGCACCAAGACAGUGGUUACCGCUUGGCGGGUACAACCGCAGCCCCUGACGACGCAGUCGCCUUGGAUCGGGUCGCCUUGGCCUUCCUGCGUGGCGAGCAAAGCAGAGAAGCCAGUGACAGAACGAACGACAGCGACGUCGCCUUCAAGAAAUACAAAGGUCCACCUGAACGUGCUGCUGCCUACGACUCUUUGCUCGCCUUCGACCAUUGUCUUCGAAUCAUGCAUGAUGAUUCCGGCUUGCAGGCUUUCCUGCCAAAAGAAGGCGAAGGUCAGGAGGCAGAGGACUUGCGGCACAAACCCAUUCUUUCUAUCACAUCGGACCACGGCUCCGAGCAAGAGUCAGCCCGAUGGUUUCUUCUUUACGAACUCGGGUGUCGCGGGCUGUUUCUGUACGACGUGCGGCAUCAACUGCACAGGGAGUUUGAAAAUGCCACGAACCUUGCAGGCAUGCGAAGCAAGAUGAAAAUGGCACAAGCCAUACUUUCUUAUUGCAGGGGGCCCUACAAAGGCGCCAAGUGGUUUCGCGUCCUCCAAGAAGAGGCCUUCGACUUCGCGAAGACCCUGGCCUUGGCUCAGGACGGCGCUGGGGAGGUCCUGCUGAAAGCCAUCGCACCCCGGGUGGCCCGGGAGAAGGGCUUGAGUGCGGAAGAGUGCAGUCCGAAGGCUCUUCUCAAGAUGCUUGAGGAAGCUCGCUUCCUCCGGUCGUACACCGGCAGCGGCAACUUCUCACGCUGGGACGAGUUUCACUCCGCAUGGCGGAGCCGCCGAGACGAGAGCGGGCUGCUGCUGCUCAUGCAGUCUUACUGCCUGCGAGCUGGCAUUUUGAAAGGGUCGUCUUCGGGUGUCGACUUCGCCUUCGGUGUCGCGGAAGCGGCGGCCGCCGCCUCUGCAACGGCCAAGGCGGAGAAGGAAGGCUCCAAGACCAUGAAGGAAGCCAAGGCCGCGACCACUGCCUUGUACAACAGGUGCAAGAACAAGUUCCACGUGGUCUGUCUGCUUCUCAUGGACUUGGACCUCAUGACCGCCUUGAACAGCUGGCAUGCAAUCACUUUUCCUCUGUCCAGACAGUUGAACACUUUGCGUAAAGAAGUCAGGGGAAGGCAAGGCGCUUUGGCCAUGUGGCGUUCGUUCGCCUUGGGAGACUGGAUUUCCGUUGUCUCUGAAAUGCACGACGCCAUUUUCGAUGCCGAUCUUCAUCGUCGCCUUGGCCUUCUAACGCAUGAAGAUUGCGCCGGCUCCAUGUUCUACAACAAGUUGAGCGAGGAGCACCCCCUUGUCAGUCAACAGGACAUGCUUUUCGGCCAGCUCUGCGACAUGUUCUUCUGCGCAAGCUACCAGAAGUGCCUGACCAGCAUGGCCUUCUUCGACUUCCCGCACAAGCUCGUCUUGCUGACCGGCAACGACACGUCGGCCAUCCAAACAGUGUGCGUGGAACUCGAAGAUCAGGCAAAGGCUUUUGAGACUGCUCAAGGCAUUCGAACGAAGUGGUGCAAAUCUGCCUGCCAGACCUCCCCCAUGCAGCACCGGCUUGUGAAAGAUGUGCUCCAGGACAUUCGCCAGAACAAUGGCAGCGCCACACCGAUGCUGCGGACGGUCAUGACGGAUCUCUGGUCAAACUUAGCCUUUACCUUCAACGAAGAAGGAUUCCGUGCGAUGCGACAGCAUGAACAAGGCCAGAACUUGAGUCACGCAAUGCCGUCCAUAGAUGGCUGGGCGAAGCUAACAGGCGACAACAUCCUGGGGUCCUUCGGCUACCAAGAGAUCGAGCCGGAUGAUGCCGAGGUAGGGGAUUUGGAGAAUCAAUGUUCGCCCCUGAAGCAUUGA
Messenger RNA from Symbiodinium sp. CCMP2592, 2756 nucleotides. NCBI's taxonomy places the organism in Eukaryota, Dinophyceae, Suessiales, Symbiodiniaceae. The record is from the annotation of a GenBank genome assembly.